Molecule: messenger RNA, 261 nt
Organism: Malassezia globosa CBS 7966
Lineage: Eukaryota; Fungi; Basidiomycota; Malasseziomycetes; Malasseziales; Malasseziaceae
Exons: 2
Coding region: 1-261 (86 amino acids)
Biological process (GO): mismatch repair; DNA replication, removal of RNA primer
Cellular component (GO): ribonuclease H2 complex
Molecular function (GO): RNA-DNA hybrid ribonuclease activity; RNA binding
Source: RefSeq, a predicted model, not a curated record
AUGUUGGUUUCAGACGCGGUGCCGUCUGUGCAAGCAACUGCGAUGACCCAAUCUUAUACUUGGAGAUCAGGUAUCCCAGAUGCAUGUGUAAGCGGGACCGGCAAACAUCGCGUCGAGUGCGCUUUGGGUGUGGAUGAGGCAGGCCGUGGGCCCGUGCUUGGUCCUCUUGUGUAUGGCAUUGCAUAUUGCCCUAUGGAUAUGCAGGAACAUCUUCGAAGUAUGGGGUUUGCAGGCGUGAUCAACUACUUAAGGCUCUUUUAA